GUAGUUAGCUUACACCGGUUUCCUCGCUGAGUGUCAUGUCGGAAACCAGCGCUCAACCACCGGUGAAUUUUAAAUCUCGAGCCCCUCCUUUUAGUUAGCUAGUUAGCUAGAUUUCCCUCCGUUGAUUUCUAAAUGAUAUGUCCUGGUUUCAGUGCUAUGGCAAAACUGAACUUCAACACAACAUUUACGGAUUAGAACGGGGAAUGGUAGCUAGCUUGAAUCAUUGCGUACCAGCCGCACAUUAUUGUUGCACAAUGCUAACCGCAAUUGCUGCACCAUGUUUCGGCAGUAUUGUUACGCUCGCCGUUACCAUGGCGUUUGUUCUUACCACGCGCGCACUUGUCUGAAUCAAACAUUCUGAAGUGUGCUCAAGAAAGACAGCAAUAUUUCGGUUCACUCUCCACAUUGUUAUAUGAAUACUAAAGUUUUGAUCAAGCUAUUACCAAUAUCUGAAUUUGUUGCGUGUUCGAGGCCUAUCUCAUCUGCUAAAGCCUCCGCUAGUGCUAGUGAGCCAUACUGCCAGGAGUGGGAGGGACCAGUUGCCGUAAACGUGUGUAAAGUCAAGUCACUUGUCUUUGAACUUAGCUAGUUGCAAACGGCUAAUUACAGUAGCGCUUAGAUUAUUUAGUUUGUCCCAUUUUGAGGAAAAAACAUAAUCAUUAAUGUUAAUUGAUUGCACUUAAGAUGUAUUGCUUUUGUUUAUCCGUCUUGAAUUAGUUAGAUUGGCUUGGCCCAUUUCGUUUCAGUUUGAUAGUCUAGCUAGCAGGCAGACAGAUCUGCUUAGCUAACUCCAAACUGAAACGAAAUGGGCCAAGCUCCGCUGCCAGGGAACUUUCAUGCUUGUCGCUUGAACAGCUGGGAAUUUGCAGAUGUAACUCAAUGAACAAUGACCAUAGUUGACAGAUCUUCGGAGAAGUCUGACCUGGAGUCAGUGGGGUGCAAGCGCUCCCCCUUCCCCAGCGGCGACGCAGGGAUGGACGGCAGCUGCUCCAGCUGGGGAGGGGGACCCUCGCCCAGUGACCCACCCAGGGUGAAGGCAGGGGGCUGCCUAGGACCCACUCCUGGGGCAACUGUCUACAGCAACACGUCCCACUCUGGGGACAGGCCCAAGGAUCAAGCAGUGCUGACCAGUGGAGACGGCAUUGCCCUGCCCCAGAAGGUUCUGUUCUCCCCGGACCGCCUCAGCCUGAAGUGGAACCAGGUCCAUCGCAUCGGGGCAGGCCUGCAGAACCUUGGCAACACCUGCUUCCUCAACUCGGCCAUGCAGUGUCUUACCUACACCGCCCCGCUCACCAACUACAUGCUGUCCAGGGAGCACUCCAAGACCUGUCACGAGCCAGGCUUCUGUAUGAUGUGCACCAUGCAGAACCACAUCACCCAGGUGUUUGCUAACUCUGGCAACGUCAUCAAGCCCAUCGGCGUUCUCAACGAGCUCAAACGGAUUGCCAAGCAUUUCCGCUACGGGAGCCAAGAGGAUGCCCAUGAGUUCCUACGCUACACUGUGGAUGCUAUGCAAAAGUCCUGCCUACCUGGAACCAAGCUUGACAGGCAGACGCAGGCAACUAGUUUCAUCCAUCAAGUUUUUGGGGGAUAUCUAAGGUCUAGAGUAAAAUGUUUAAACUGCAAAGCAGUCUCUGACACCUUCGAUCCCUACCUGGACGUCGCCUUGGAGGUUAAGACUGCUCCCAGCAUCACCAAGGCCCUGGAACAGUUUGUGAAGCCAGAGCAGCUGGAUGGGGAGAAUGCCUACAAAUGCACCAAGUGUAAGAAGAUGGUCCCUGCCUCCAAGAGAUUCACCAUCCACCGUAGCUCCAACGUCCUCACCAUCUCACUCAAGCGCUUCGCCAACUUCAACGGGGGCAAGAUUGCAAAGGACGUGCGGUACCCAGAGUACCUGGACCUGCGCCCCUUCAUGUCCCAGAGCCACGGGGAGCCCCAGGUCUACGCCCUGUACGCCGUCCUGGUCCACUCUGGCUUCAGCUGCCACGCCGGACACUACUUCUGCUACAUCAAGGCCAGUAACGGCCAGUGGUAUCAGAUGAACGACUCCACGGUGGCCGUCAGUGACAUCCGCUCGGUCCUGAACCAGCAGGCCUACGUUCUCUUCUACAUCAGGUCCCCCGAGCUGAAGAACGGGGGAGAUUACGGCCACCCGAACCGCAACCCCGGCCAGUCGUCCCCGCGGCCGCCCGCACUCACCCCGCGUCUCAACACCGCGCCCCGGCACGCACACGCCUCCGCCGGCUUCAUCGGCCCGCAGUUGCCCCCUCACAUGUCAAAGAACACCCUUCUCAUGAACGGGAACGGCUCUCUAAGGGACCACCCGCCUGGCUCCAAGCCCAGCACCAGCACUGGAGGCCCAGGCAAGAGCGCCCACGGACUCCUCGCAUCCUCAUCCUCCUCUCUCUCCCGGCCCACUGGGAUCCCGGAGCCCGCAAAGCGCCAGAAGCUCUCCUUCUUCAUUGGCCAGGGCAAGCAGAUUCGCCCCUCCUCCUCCUCCUCCUCAGGCCCCUCCUCCUACUACGCCCAGCCUUCCUCUUCCCACUCUACCUCAGACCCCUCGUCCGCUCAGCACCCGCCUCGCGUGAACGGCGGCCCGGCCGGUAACGGGAGUCAGGGGGGCAGCGCCGCGGCGUUCCUGGUGCCCUACGAACACGAGUCGUCGGAGGAGUCGGACCAGGAGGCCGCUGGCCACGAAAACGGCCUGGGUAAGGCCCGCGUCAACGGCAGGAAUGGGGGAGGGCCCGUGUACGGCCCCGCCCCCCGGCCCCAGCCGCCCUCCAAGACCUCCGGGGAGGCGGGUCAGCACCACAACGGGAACGGCAGUAACGGGAGCCCAGCCUCUAACGGCGUGCCCAAGCCCAGCGUGCCCAAGCCCAGCCAGAACGGCCACCACAAGGUCAACGGAGACCAGAUCCCCGACAAGGUGACUGAAAAUGGCCAUGGAGCCUUGUCCAGUGUGGGUGCCAGCACGGUGAAUGGCCAAGAGUCCCACCAUAGUCAGACCACCCCCACCCAGACCAAGCCCCCUGUCCUGAGUGAAGGACUCCCCUCUCCCACCCCCGAGAGACCCGCCUCCAUUAACGACAUAAGGGCUACCCCCCCCUCGGUCCCCACACCCCUUGCUGCUAGCACUCCAUCCUCAUUGGCCGCGGCCACUAAGAUUGACGCCGUGACCGACGCCUCCAGGGAGGCUGCCUCCUCCUCCUCUUUCCUUUCAGCUCCCGCCAUCUCCCCAGCCUCUUCCCAACCUCUCAGCCCCCCCGUCUCCCAGCCUCCCCUAGGCCCGGCGCCGGAGCCCAGGGCCUCUGUGCCGGCCCCGGCCCCACACGGGGAGCACGGGGCUGGGGACAAGGCCAGGGAGCUCCUGAAGCCCCCUCCCCACAGCAAUGGGCUGGGGGGGAGAGGAGACGGCAAGCCCAGCUCCAAGGAGGAGAGACGCUCAUCCAGGGACAGAGACAGACCCUUCACCUCAGACAGAGACCGGGAGAGAGACCGCCUCUACUCCUCCGACAGGGAGCGAGAGCGGGACCGGGACAGAGAGCGCUACCCCAGGGACAGAAGCCGGGACCAGGACCGAGACACAGGCCGCUAUCGCUACCACAGGAGGGACCACAGGUCGUACCGGGACCGCUCGUCAAGCUGGGACCGGCAUCACCGGGACUGGGAGCGGCGGUGGGAGAGGACGGGCCACCACCACCCUCGGGACUGCGACCGAGACCGCUGCUCUCACCACUACCACCAGCGCCCACGGGAGGAGCGAGACCGGGAGACGAGGGAGCACAGGUACCACGCCCAUCGAGACGACCCGCACGGCCGCCGGAGGAGCAGGGAGGAGGGCAGGGAGAGGGGCGAGGGCAGGGAGAGGGGCGAGGGCAGGGAGAGGGGCGAGGGCAGGGAGAGGGGCUACCCCGCCAAGCAGGAGCAAACCUCCCUGCCCCGUCAGAGCUCCAGCAGGACCACCCUCUCCCCCCCGCACCCCUCCGCCCCCCUGGGGGGGUCGGCCCUGAGCAGCGAGGACCCGAGGAGGAGCCGGGGCGCCGAGCGGGAGGAGAGCUCAGAGGAACGGCUUGCCAAGAAACACAAGAAGGGCAAGAAGAAGAAGAAGUCUAAAGAUAAAGAGAGGCACCGUAAGCAAAGCAGCUCUGACGCGGAGUCCUCCGACCGGGGCGAGGGCGGCUCCUCCUUUAAACACAAGAAGAAGAAGAAGAAGAGAAAGAGGCAAAGGCACGACACGGAGAGCGAGUCGGAGAGGUCGGAGGUCGAGAGUCGCACGACCCCGAGUUCCGAGGGGCAGCGGGGCCACGACCAGAGGGCGGGCCACAAGCGCCAGCACCACAACCCGGGGAAACGCCGUCGACUUGAUGACGACGAUGAGGGCCACCUCUCGUCUGGCCACACGUCCCCCUCGGCAGCAGCCAGCAGUGGGACACAGCACCAUCUGAAUGGACACACAGGUAACGGUUUCAGUCGACCCAUCGGAGACUCCCAUGGAAGUUCUACCAACAACACGUACUCAGACAUGAAACACUGAGACAGUCUCCUCUCCUCUCGCUAAUAGAACAAUACUUUGAAUACUGUACAAAAUCAACCUUUUAUGGAAAAUUGAAAUUCAGCAGCAAAGGAAUGAGAUCCGCUUAUUUGAACGUGGUGCUUAAAUCAUUGGAAGAAUAUACUGUAUUUUUACCACCUGGAACCGAAAUGUUUUAAAGAUUCUAGAUUCUCUUUUUUUAUUGUUUAUGUUUGAUUGAGUUUUCUUCUCCUAACUCAUUGUUUGACAGUGAACCCUGUCUCUCAAUGGCCAUUUAUGAUAAAGAAUUAAUAUAUACUUGUACUGUAAAGACACGAAAACAAGGAAAACAACUUCAGAAGCCUGGAGCUUGACCACCUCACCUGCUGCUCAGUGGAAGACUCAGGACUUUCAACUUUGACCUUAGUUUGAAAACAAGACUUUAAGUACUUGUAAGGGUCAUCUGGUUAUAAAA
Hypomesus transpacificus is the source of this 4985-nucleotide messenger RNA. RefSeq names its product ubiquitin specific peptidase 42 (gene usp42). Lineage: Eukaryota; Metazoa; Chordata; Actinopteri; Osmeriformes; Osmeridae. Gene Ontology annotation, biological process: regulation of apoptotic process; protein deubiquitination. The transcript has 17 exons. The coding region runs from base 887 to 4534 and encodes 1215 amino acids. Gene Ontology annotation, cellular component: cytosol; nucleus. The record is from RefSeq and is a predicted model, not a curated record. Gene Ontology annotation, molecular function: cysteine-type deubiquitinase activity; cysteine-type endopeptidase activity.